AUGCAACAUUAUUCCAAUACAAAAUUUGGAGUUUGCUUAGAAUAUGAAGAUGGAUUAGCAGUUUUGAAUCUGAAAGAGCAAGGACUAUCCAGGGUACCCGAUGCAGUCACUGAACUGAGUGAAAUAGAGAAACUUGGGCUGGAAAAUAAUAACUUGAUUGAAUUACCAGCAAGUAUAAGCAAGCUGAAAAAUCUUAUUGUGCUCAAAUUGAAUGGCAACAAAAUCACUGAACUACCUGCUGAGAUUUGUGACCUCAGGGAGCUGAGGGAGCUGAGUGUGAAUGACAACCAGUUGGUUGAGUUACCUUCCAGUAUACAGAGGCUGACCAAGCUUGAAUGGCUGCACUUGGGUGGAAAUGAACUAACUGAACUACCUGCUGAGAUCGGUGACCUCGGGGAGCUGAGGGUGCUGUUGGUGAUGAACAACCGGUUGGUUGGUUUACCUACCAGUAUACAGAGGCUGACCAAGCUUGAAAAGCUGGACUUGUAUGUAAAUAAACUAACUGAACUACCCGCUGAGAUUAGUGACCUCAGGGAGCUGAGGGUGCUGAGUGUGUGGAAAUUGGUUGGUUUACCUACCAGUAUACAGAGGCUGACCAAGCUUGAAAAGCUGGACUUGUAUGUAAAUAAACUAACUGAACUACCCGCUGAGAUUAGUGACCUCAGGGAGCUGAGGGUGCUGAGUGUGUGGAAAAACCAGUUGGUUGGUUUACCUACCAGUAUACAGAGGCUGACCAAGCUUGAAUGGCUGGACUUGAGAGGAAAUAAACUAACUGAACUACCUGCUGAGAUUAGUGACCUCAGGGAGCUGAGGGUUCUGUGCGUGGGUGGCAACCAGUUGGCUGGUUUACCUACCAGUAUACAGAGGCUGACCAAGCUUGAAAGGCUGCACUUGGAUGGAAAUAAACUAACUGAACUACCUGCUGAGAUUAGUGACCUCAGGGAGCUGAGGAUGCUGUGGGUGGGUGGCAACCAGUUGGCUGGUUUACCUACCAGUAUACAGAGGCUGACCAAACUUGAAAGGCUGCACUUGGAUGGAAACAAACUAACUGAACUACCUGCUGAGAUCGGUGACCUCAGGGAGCUCAGGUGGCUGAGUGUGAGGAACAACCAGUUGGUUGGUUUACCUACCAGUAUACAGAGGCUGACCAAGCUUGAAUGGCUGUACUUGCAUGGAAAUAAACUAACUGAACUACCUGCUGAGAUUGGUGACCCCAGGGAGCUGAGAGAGCUGACUGUGAGUAACAACCAGUUGGUUGGUUUACCUACCAGUAUACAGAGGCUGACCAAGCUUGAAGAGCUGGACUUGAAUGUAAAUAAACUAACUGAACUACCUGCUGAGAUUGGUGACCUCAGGGAGCUGAGGGUGCUGUCGGUGAUGAACAACCAGUUGGUUGGUUUACCUACCAGUAUACAGAGGCUGACCAAGCUUGAAUGGCUGUACUUGAGAGGAAAUAAACUAACUGAACUACCUGCUGAGAUUAGUGACCUCAGGGCGCUGAGGGAGCUGAGCGUGAGGAACAACCAGUUGGUUGGUUUACCUACCAGUAUACAGAGGCUGACCAAGCUUGAAUGGUUUUCCUUGAGUGAAAAUAAACUUACUGAACUACCUGCUGAGAUUGGUGACCUCAGGGAGCUGAGGUUGCUGAGUGUGAGGAACAACCAGUUGGUUGGUUUACCUACCAGCAUACAGAGGCUGACCAAGCUUGAAGAGCUGGACUUGAAUGUAAAUAAACUAACUGAACUACCUGCUGAGAUCGGUGACCUCAGGGAGCUGAGGGAGCUGGGAGUGAUUCGUAAUCCUUUAACUGUUGACGCAAUAAGACGUGCCUUGAAGUUAAGGAAGAAAGAAGUACGUGUAUAUGGUGUUGCAGGUAAGCACAGCGGAUAUUGUAGUUAUUUGGAAGUUCGAAAAAACCGAGAUAAAAUUCCACUAUUUGCCUUGGAAAGGGGAGUCAAUUUUUUAUUCAGUUAUCGGGAGUUUCGCGAAUUUGAAAGUUUAAUACUCAUUGAGAUAUGCUAAAAACUGUACUUUCAAAAUCAAUGGUAAGUUUCUUGUACGUAUUAAUUCAUUUUAAUUAAUUCGUCUGUUUUAAAAUUUCAAAUCAGCUGUCAAAAAUAGUUUUUAUCCAGGAUACACCAAACAUUGUAUUCCAUCACAACCUUACUAAAUGACUCACCGGUUGUGCUUUCACGAACUUUCAGAGGGAGAGAAGCGAAGACCCGAAAUACGUCUGCUGUUCGCUGACUAAAGAAAUACGAGCUCCCCUAAAGUUGCCUGCGAACAGCAGACGUAUUUCCGGUCGUCGCUUCUUUAUUUUUCGGAGGGAGGGAAGCGACGACCGGAAAUACGUCUGCUGUUCGCAGGCUAGUAUUUCUUCGGGAAGGGAAGAAAUACGAGCUCCCCUAGAAACGCCUGCGGGAGAAACUGUGUUUUCACUGUGGUCGAUUUGCUGCUGCGCGGAAGAUUUUUUCUAGGUGUUUUUUGACAUACCGACGAUUACUAGCUGUUUUCACUUUUAAAUUUAGCUCGGAAGAACUCAGAGGAUUCAAAUUUAAAAAGCGCGCCACGUUCAAAAAUGUUAGGAGACGAAGCGCUUUGAAUGUGUUUUCGUUUAAUGAUUCUCGCUAUUUUAUGAAUGCAGUUAAAUAGUGUCUCUAGAAAGUAAGAGGAUGGGAAGUAAUGUUAUAAUCCUGUUUCAAAAUGUAACAGCAAAACAGCAAUAAUUGCCGUAAGUAGCGUGGGUUUAACCCAUCGUGUUAAAUCGAUGAAACUCUUUAAUCGAAUUAAUGGAUUCUACUCAAUUUUAAACGAUAGUAAUUAAGCGAUUGAUAUCGGUAAUCGAUAAAUACCGAAGAUCGAAAGAGUUGUGAGUAUCAAUUUUUAUCAAAUUUCAUCAAUUUUCAUCCAUUUUAUCGAUUGUCAAUUGUAAUCCGUUAAUAAUGAUUUCAGAUACGUAAUUUGCGCUACCACUGGCUACGAAUUAGUAAUUAAAAGUCUUACCUAUUAAUUGUCGAUUUAUUCAUCGAGGACAAAAGAUUCACCCGUCCUUAUUGUAACUGGGCACUAGUAGUGGCCCUUCACUACAGCCUCUAGUAAAAUGUUCAUUUCGCCGGUCAUUUGUCACAACGCGCAACGCGAUUGGCUGCGGUAUUUAUCAGGACAAGUUACACCAUCUCGCGUGGUUGUCUAACUUUUCGUAAUUUUUCAGUCAUAAAGCCGAAAAAACAGUGAGCAUGUUUAACUCGCUAACACAAGAAGAGGUGUUUUAACUUUAUUUCUGGACUUUUCUGGCUUUAUCUAACUUGCACCUUAGGAGCAAGAAUUAGCAAACGUCUACGAUCAUGGCUUAUCCUGACAAUACCUUGUUUUGGAGUUCGAAGCUUGUUUAUGAAGGCGAAUUCUCGUCUGCUAUACGAGGUCGUCAUGUCUACAAAGCGACAUGUCUCCAACUAAGACUCAAAUUCCAAGUUAUCAGUGACAUUCAACGCUUUACCCUUCCAAUCAUUCCGACAAAUAGUAGCAACACCUCACCAUAAUAUAACCCUCUGGGCAAUUCGAAUGUGACAAGAAUAUCAUACUCAACCAUGACUCCGAAACAAAACAGUCCUCGAAUAAAAGCCUUCCCUCGAAUAAUCGCCUCCUUUGACCGAAGUAUUUAAAAUAAUCGCCCACCCCCACCCCUCUCGCCAUCUUCUCUUUCUUUUAUCCCCUCCCUGUCAAGUUUCAGUGUUUUUUAACCAAAUAACCAAAAUAAUUUGGAACAUUUAAAAAUCCCAUGUUCUGUUUAUUUGAUGUUAUCAAUUGUCGGUUUAAUGGAAUAAUAAAACAAAAUAUUUAGGGCACGACCUCCAGUGAGCAAUAUUUGAAAUAAUCGCCCCCUUGAUUAAUCGACUCCUUUUUGUUGGAAAACAAUGGUCAUCGCCGCCGUCUAUUAUUCGAGGAAAUACGGUAUCAAUGUUAUUGUUACUAAGCUCAGCAUAAAGAGCCGGAACUGCAUCAGGUUUUGCCAGGCACCGGGCAUUCAAAUCCAUACACUUUAGCACUAUCUUUGGUGCUGUAGGCCCUUUGUUGAUUUUAACAAUCGAGAGCGUUCGCGGCCGUUCACUUGGGUUGCGUGAAUUAGGGUCAACCUUGUCACGAUAGGAUGGAACAAUAGUCGGUAAUUGAAUAGCGGCGCUUAUUGGUAUCGAGGCGCUUAGAAUGCCCGGGUGGGGGGUACUUCCUAGUAGUAGGCUAAUGGGUAUGUGCUGCUGGAUUGGGCCGCAUUUUCACGACUGGAUUGACUGUUAUGGGGUCACAUUUUUAUAAGAGUUACUUGAUCGGGGUCGCACAUUUUUAAGUUUUUGGGGGUCAGAAAAUUCAGGUAUGUAGGAAUUUAAAAAUAGAAAGAUUUACACCACACCAAGUUUCACAAAAAUGUGGCAGAUCAUUUUACGAUGUUCUCGUUAAUAGACUUUACAAGGUAGAUGCAUAAGGAGAAAUUCACUAAGUUGGGAUUGCAAAAAUUACUUCUUUCCAAAAGUGACUAAGAUGGGGUCUAUAAUAUCGCCACAGUAUGGACUAUAAUGGGGUCGGGGUUUUGAGAGGCCAGCGGCACAUACCCAACAAAAAUUAACGAAGGACCCUCGCCCCCACCGCCUCCGGGUUGGAACAAGGGUGCUUAUGCAAUAGGGGUGCUUAUUAGAGAGUAGGCGCUUAUUGGAACGAAGUUAGUUCGUUGAUGUUCAGAAUAAUUGUUUUUUUUAGAGGGACAGGCAUUUCACAUGAAUGCAAACAACACUUAUAAUUCUGGUGACGCAAAACACAACACUAAUUUUUAAGUACCAUUCAUGGAGUUUUGAACAUGCAUGGAGACUUGAAGUAAGUUCAGUAAAAAAAAAAACAAGUUUAAAAUAGCAGGUAGAUUGUUUAACAGUAUCAAAAAUAACCAGCAUUUAAUUUUAUCUGUGACAUUUGAAAUUCAGUAAAAUUACGUUUACCAUAGAUUUGUUUUAAUAAUAACUUAAGAGACCGUACUGAAAGAUAACAAGAAGGACAAUAAACACUGAUGUAGCCCCCCAUGACCCUCCUAGGUCCGUCAAGUGAACUAGAAGCCAAUGAACUACGCAACCUGUAAGACAUUACUUUCCUUGAAUAAGCAUUCUUUUUUUUUUCACUAGUUCCCGUAGAAAUAGAAGCACGCGGGGAAAAAGCACAGCUCGCUUAUCAAAGUGCUCUUAAAUAUGGAGCUGUUAAUGUUUACCGUGGUCGAGUAUUGCUUAUCGGGCAGGAUCGGGCAGGGAAAACAAGUUUAAAGAAAUCUCUCAUUGGUCUACCAUUUGAUCCCAAAGAAAAAAGUACUGAUGGAAUUGAGGUGGAUCCUUCAAAAUUUCAGUUGAACGUUGAUGAAGUCAGGAAUUGGAAACCUAUUGAUGAGAGAAAACAAGGAUUGCUGGGGUGUUCGAGAGAUGUGGCACAGGUGAUGGUGGAAAAGAUGCAUGAUAUUUCAGUUAACCAGGACUGGGUUCAGGAGGAGAAAGGAGGUGAAGCAAUACUUAAAAAUGAUGAUAACAAGAAUAGGAAACAAGUUGGUACUGAUGGAGCAAAGGAAGAAGUUUCUCUUGUAAAUGAGGUUUGUCUUUGUUUUUUGUGAAAUGUGAUGUUUUUUCGUGAAUCCGUUGUUAGAAGAAUAGUGAGAAACGCACCACGGCCUCCCAUUCUUUUGCUAGUGUUCGUAUGGAAAAUAUGUACCAAUUGUCAGAUCGUUUUGCAGCACGUUUCUGGUUACGAAUUUAGGGUUUUUUUAUACUAGGAAGUUUAGUUCCGAGUGUAGAAUGUUACUACUAUCAGCCAUUUUGUUAUAUUUCCGUGGUUGUACCCAUCUACACGUAAGCUAAGCCUUUGGGUCAUUAGUGCGCGUGUGCAAACCAAGGUGAGUAUAUCCUUAAUAGCCGUUUCUUUAUUUGUAUUGUUAAGUGUAAUUUAGGCCUUGAGUGUAGCUUUCACGUAUUUUGUUGUUAAUCACAAUUUCUAUAUCAAGUUGUUUUCUUUUUUAUGCGAGGAGUAAAGCCAAGGGGGGAAGGGACUCAAUCAGACAUUAUUUUUCUAUGUGUUCUUAAACUCACUGUUCCUUAAAAAUUGCAAUAAUCGUGCCUCGUUGUUUGAGCUUAUAAAAAAUGCUCUGUCAUUAAUAACAAAUUAAGAGCGGAUGUCAGUAAAUAUCGACCUAAGGUCUACAAAAGUGAAAAAUCGAAAAUUCUCCAAAAAAAUUCACAACUGAAGUAGCACUAGGUAAGCUAUUAGGGAGUUCAAGCAACAACGACGGCAAAGGCUACGGGAACAGCAAUUAAGAAGUGAAUUCGCACUGCCUCUAUCUUUACCGCGCUUAUUCCAUCUCGUUUAAUUUGUCAUAUGAGGGCAAUUUUUUUUUGGCGUUGAGUACUGAAGGAUUUUAUUAAAGUUCAUGAAAAAAAAAAGAAAGUUGUCGUCUUGUGUUCCCGUCCUCGACAAAACGCGAAAAUAGGCGCUUUCACGCGGUUGUAGUCGUGCUAUGACGGCUAAGAAAGGUACAAAAAAGCGUGAUGCACGUGCAAGGUUGUUGUUUUGCUAAUCUAAACCUAUUGGCUUUUCGCUGGUCCCGUAGCCGUAGCCGUCGUUGUUUUCUUAAACCCCCCUAUUAACAUAAAUGUAAUUUUUACUUCGAUCCGAUAAUUAUUUUCGACGUACGGGGGGUUAUUGGUUUCGCGGCUCUCGGACCGGGUUUUACAGGCCCGAGACCCUGUGUCCCAAAAAAAAUCGUUGUAAAAUUCAAAUCCAUUGUAAUGCGGACAACAAAUAACUUAUUUAAAAAAGCAGAUUCACGCAAAAACCAUUUGGCUUAAAAAAUGUGUUUAAAAGCCCACUCUGGAUUUGAAGCAAAACGUAUUUCCUCUAAAUAAGCUAAAAAAUACCCAAUUCACGCAGUGAAUAAAUGGAUGAUUAUCGAAGGAUUAUUGAAUUCUUGCCUAACCUGAGGGAUUUCCCAAUUUUCCGAUAUGUCGGAUUAGGGGUAGGAUGGACCCGAACUCCGAAGAGGGACACCUUCUACUACGUUUAAAAGUGUCACUAGUUUAGAUAAGCAUGCACGUGUCUUACGUAGAACGUGAACCUCCCGUACAAAUGGCAAGUUUCAUUUGAAGUAAGACGCUACUUAGCUAUGACGCGUCCUACGGUAAGAAGAGCUUGUACCACCUGUCCAUAGAUAAUACGCUAGCUGAGACGAAGAAAACUCGAAUAAAUGACCGUUGGCAUCAAUUAACGGUGCGAGCGCUUAGAACGCGUGUGCCAUUGCUUACGACCGUGCAGGUGUGGUCUUCUGUGCAACAUAUAAACAAACAAAAUUGAUAAAAAUCCCUUCCAAGCAUCCCUUCCGUCGUUUUUGAAAAAAUCCUGUAAAGCUCUGAAAGUCCCGAAAAGAAAUCCGGAUUUGUAGCCAAGCAGAAGCCUUCCCUGAGUAUUUCGACGAAUUCCUGCUCAAAACCAACUGUCUGUCAAUCUUCUUCUCCUGAUUUUCACAAUUUUUGUCAGUGUGUAGAAAAUAAAAUUGUGAUUUCUUUUAAUGUAAACGUUUCAAGGUCGGUUAACCCGCCUAGCCGGGGUCGGAUUCGUGAUACAUCCAAUUCGUGCAAAAAUCACUUUGGCCUUGCACCAUUAUUAACUGAGGUAACAACAGAAAGCCACAGCACUGAAGGUUGCAGGAAGAGCAGCAAGUGAGUGUUGAAUAGUAUUAAUCGCCAAAACACGUGGUUUUCCAGCAUUUUUCUUGUUAACGUGCCUAGCGACCAUUCAAUAAUCUUGAGAAAGUGCACCCUGGGAUGGCGGGGUUGUAAGAUUGCAUGUAAAGGAGGGAUAUUUUUACCCGACCUAAGCGGGUUAUCUCACCUACCUGGGGUCCCCCAACUCCAUGUAAACAGGCCCUAACUUAAGACAUGCUCUUAUGAAUGGUGUAUUUAGCGUCUUAUUCAAGGAGCGUUGUCAAUCUGUUUUGUGUGUUAUCUCAGAGUCUUUUUUGUUUGUUUGUUUGUCUUAAUUUAUACCGUUUCGUAAAAAGUUGUAAAGGUUCAUUUCUGGGGACGUUCCCCCAAAGUCGUUUUCAGCACUGGCAAUACCGUGGAGUUGGUAGUGUGUCUUUCCUUUGUGAAGAGCCCGGAAAAGGAGCUUUAUUUUCGUCAGCAGUUUUCUGAAUUACACAAACAUCAUACUGCCUACAAGAUAAAUUGUUGUCAAAAGCCGAUAACCUGCUCCUGUCUUUGUGAAUUUCCUCAAGGGCAGAAAUUUCACUAAGAAUCGAAAACAACAGCUUAAGGUGACUCGACCCAGUUAUUUUGUAAGGGGACCAUCCUACUGUUUGAAGCUCUCUGGUAUCCCCACCUUUACUUUGAUCGUAAGUCUAACAUAAAGCAUGGAUAAUAUAUAGGUCAAAUUACAAUAUAGCAUAAAAUUUUUGGCAAUGGGAGUAAAUAUAUGUGAGAGAGAGAGAGAGAGAGAGAGAGAGAGAGAGAGAGCCAUAAGAACGGGAACUUUUGUAACGAAAAAAGGGCACUUUUGUAACGCGAUAGGGAACUUUUGUAACCAAGGUGGGGAACUUUUGUAACCAAGGGAACUUUUGUAACGUCACUAGGGCACUUUUGUAACGACAACAGGGAACUUUUGUAACGUUAUAGGGAACUUUUGUAACGAGUGGGGCACUUUUGUAACAAUCUGGCACUUUNAGUGGGAUGAUAAAACUACAGCCCGGACUGUUUCGACAUCGCAUAUAUAAAAGUAUUACUUGUUCUGUUCGUACAAAGCUUUGGCAUAUUAAAAUGGCGCUGUCGUCUUAGGUUAUAGCGUGAGUUGUCACAGUCUGGUGGAAGGAGCGCCUUCAAUUUAUGGUUUGGAUCACUGACAAUGUUAUCAAAAAGCCUGCUACAUAAUACGUAAUAAUGCUCCAAAAUGGGUGUUAACCCCACCUCUAUUGCCGAGUUGCACUUUCCUGAGGUUAUUAUUGAUACUGCUCUUUUCUCUAGCCGUACCAGCUCUUUCUUUAAGUACUGGGGGAGACCGUUGAAAAAGACAGGUGCUGCAUAAUCAAUAACAGAUAUCACGCACGAUACGUAGAACAGUGCUAGAUCGUGUUUCGGAACUCCCGCUCUCUAGCCCUUGUACCUCCUGCAGUAUACAAAGCGCUGAGGGUGUUCAUCACGGUCUAGACGUUACGUGACGGGAAUCCCUUCUAUUUUCACCGUACCAAAAUUAUCAUAUCUCGGUGAGCAUUCGUAAGGGCCUGUUUACAUGGAGGUGGGGGACCCCAGGUAGGUGAGGUUACCCGAUAAGGUGGGGUAACCCGUCUGUCCAUAUAAUCUCUCAUUUUAAUUUGAUCACGUUUGCAUGAUAGGUGGGGUGACCCGCCAAGGCGGAUAGCCCGGUCUGCCAGACCGGGUAACCCUCUCAGCCGGGGUCAAAUUUUGCCACGUAAACGUUUCAAGGUGGGGUAACCCGCCUAGCCGUGGUCGCAUUCGCAAUACUGAAUUCGCGCAAAAUUCACUUUGGCAGUAGCUUUGCAUCAUUAUUAAAGGUAGCAAUAGAAAUCCACAGCACUGAAGGUUGCAGUAAGAGCAACGAGUGAGUGUAGGAGAGUAUUAAUCAAAAAGUGGGGUUUGCCAGCAUUUUUCUUGUUUACGUGCUUAUCGACCAUUCAGUAAUCUUGUUUUUCAGGACCAUUUGACAGCGCACGAGUGAACCGGAGCGCAAUAACGAGCCCUAACCCUACCCCAUUGCCCUUGCGGUAAAUAAAUCCUCGCGCUUUUCAUUUUAUUAUGCGCGCUUGAGAAUCUCCAAAGGGAAUGUAGAGGGUCUUUGAACAAUUUCAGUUUCAGUUUAUUUCACCGACAAAAAAAGAACAAAACAAAACAAAAGACAGGUACACAGAAAUACCCAGAAGCAAUGUGGUUAGGAAGCCCAAAAAGAAACCAUAAGGCUUAGGCAAUCCCCUUUUUUAUUCGUUCAGCUUCGAAUAGGUUUCCUGGUUUUGGGUCGGUCGGUGGGGUGAAAAAAAUCACAAGAAAUCUGAGAUUAGGAGGCCUGAAACACCAGCACCAUUGCCAUGGAGCCUGAAAACAACAAGACGUGGUCACCAAAUCGACACAAACUCAAUAUCGCCGAAAAUAUGAUGGUCAAUUUCAUAAAAAAAGAAAAGGUCCAAAAAGGGUGAAAAGUGACAAGGAUACACCACCGAAAUUUUUAUGCCUGGAAAUGCUGUUAUAAUUCUCAUUUUUCAGAUUAAAAAAAAGAAAAAGCCGGGAGUACCCUGGAAAAAUCCUGGCUACGCCCCUGCUAAAGCCCGAAAAAGCAACAGGAGUCUUGAGAAACGUCCUUACCAUCUGUCCGUGGUCGUACUUUCAAGGAAGCGCGAUCAAGGAGUGACAACAGUGGUAAGCGGUCGUUCUGUGAAAUGUAACGCAAUCUUUGACGUUUGAGAUUUUUCCGCGCUUGGAUUUGAAACGUUGUUGUUGAUAUGUUCUCCCGUGUGGAUACUUGACAUUUCCAAUAUAUGGAAACACCAUGCAUGCUAAGGUACGAACAACAGACACUCACAAUAUUGUUUUGUACGCUCAAAUCUGAUUUCAUGGAAGUAAAACGUUUUGAAUUUAAAGACUUUUUUGUUAUAUUAAUGCUUUGCCCUCCCUUUGACAACUUCACGUGACUGGUGUGGUCGUCACUUGUUUCUCCCUUGGCAGGAGUUGACAGCUUAAAUCUGCCUUUCUUGAUAGCAAACGGAUUACAUGUACAUCAGAUCGCUUUAUAAAUACGUCUUGGUUUCUGAAAGCUGAUAACAUUAAACCACUGUUGCUCAAACUGAUUUCUUAUUGUAUUUUUCCGAGUUUUUCUAAUGGGCCCGCUGAGUCUGGAAAGCUCAAAUUUCAGAAAAGUACUACUUGUAAUUUUUGACCUCAGAAAUUUUCUUUUAAGUUGCCCAUAGUUUUGAAAGCAGAUUUUGAAAGAAGAGAUAAUGCUCUUUAACGUGAUAUAAGACUCUUUACUGAAAUCGAGGUACCAGUCGACGAUUUUGGGCUUUGAAAUUUGCCAUUUUUUCAUCGAACGAAAACGUUUAAAAUAUUGAUGAUAUUCAAAAAUCUCCAAAAUAUUACAUUUUCGUUCAAACUGAGUAAAUCAUCACUUAAAAUUUGUACAAUUAUGUACUUUUUUGAAUACGUUAUUCGUUUUUCGCAUUACAAUUGAUUUGAUUUUUAAAACGAUUUUUUUGCGACACAUGGUCUCGGGCCUGUAAAACCCGGUCCGAGAGCCGCGAAACUAAUAAUCCUCCCGUACGUCAAAAAUAAUAAUCGGAUCGAACUAAAAAUUACAUUUAUGUUAAUAGCUUACCUAGUGCUACUUUGUGAAUUUUUUUUGAGAAUUUUCGAUUUUUCACUUUUGUAGACCUCAAAUCGAUAUUUACUGACAUCCGCUCUUAAUAGUCGCGUGUUCAUUAUUCCAGCUCGAAAAGUGUCGUUAUUUCAGUAAAAAGAUCUCAUUAUUCCGCACCACAAAAUGGCACUAAUCCAUUAUUCCAACAACAAAAAAAUUUCCGUCAUUCUUACUCCAUUAUUCCUCUUUACCCCCAAAAUCGAACCAGAUAUGUUCAGUCUUUUAAUAUCAGAAUCAACAGUUAUUUUGUUUUGUUGUUGUUGUUUUUUUCGAACCUGCUACAGGUUGGUGAUCCAAACGAAGACAGUGAUAGUGAACCCACAUUAACAGGACCUGAUCAUGAGUUAGUGGUUGAUACUACUUCACCUCCAGAGGAGAUCAAGAAUCGAGCAGUUCAGUUGAUAAAGGAAAUACAAGAUGAAGAUUUUAAGGCUGAAGAAUCUGUUGUCAGUGUUGAACUGUGGGAUUUUGCUGGACAACACCUGUAUUAUGCAUCCCAUCCUGUAUUAUUUGGAUCACUGACAAUGUUAUCAAAAAGCCUGCUACAUAAUACGUAAUAAUGCUCCAAAAUGGGUGUUAACCCCACCUCUAUUGCCGAGUUGCACUUUCCUGAGGUUAUUAUUGAUACUGCUCUUUUCUCUAGCCGUACCAGCUCUUUCUUUAAGUACUGGGGGAGACCUUUGAAAAAGACAGGUGCUGCAUAAUCAAUAACAGAUAUCACGCACGAUACGUAGAACAGUGCUAGAUCGUGUUUCGGAACUCCCGCUCUCUAGCCCUUGUACCUCCUGCAGUAUACAAAGCGCUGAGGGUGUUCAACACGGUCUAGACGUUACGUGACGGGAAUCCCUUCUAUUUUCACCGUACCAAAAUUAUCAUAUCUCGGUGAGCAUUCGUAAGGGCCUGUUUACAUGGAGGUGGGGGACCCCAGGUAGGUGAGGUUACCCGAUAAGGUGGGGUAACCCGUCUGUCCAUAUAAUCUCUCAUUUUAAUUUGAUCACGUUUGCAUGAUAGGUGGGGUGACCCGCCAAGGCGGAUAGCCCGGUCUGCCAGACCGGGUAACCCUCUCAGCCGGGGUCAAAUUUUGCCACGUAAACGUUUCAAGGUGGGGUAACCCGCCUAGCCGUGGUCGCAUUCGCAAUACUGAAUUCGCGCAAAAUUCACUUUGGCAGUAGCUUUGCAUCAUUAUUAAAGGUAGCAAUAGAAAUCCACAGCACUGAAGGUUGCAGUAAGAGCAACGAGUGAGUGUAGGAGAGUAUUAAUCAAAAAGUGGGGUUUGCCAGCAUUUUUCUUGUUUACGUGCUUAUCGACCAUUCAGUAAUCUUGUUUUUCAGGACCAUUUGACAGCGCACGAGUGAACCGGAGCGCAAUAACGAGCCCUAACCCUACCCCAUUGCCCUUGCGGUAAAUAAAUCCUCGCGCUUUUCAUUUUAUUAUGCGCGCUUGAGAAUCUCCAAAGGGAAUGUAGAGGGUCUUUGAACAAUUUCAGUUUCAGUUUAUUUCACCGACAAAAAAAGAACAAAACAAAACAAAAGACAGGUACACAGAAAUACCCAGAAGCAAUGUGGUUAGGAAGCCCAAAAAGAAACCAUAAGGCUUAGGCAAUCCCCUUUUUAUUCGUUCAGCUUCGAAUAGGUUUCCUGGUUUUGGGUCGGUCGGUGGGGUGAAAAAAAAUCACAAGAAAUCUGAGAUUAGGAGGCCUGAAACACCAGCACCAUUGCCAUGGAGCCUGAAAACAACAAGACGUGGUCACCAAAUCGACACAAACUCAAUAUCGCCGAAAAUAUGAUGGUCAAUUUCAUAAAAAAAGAAAAGGUCCAAAAAGGGUGAAAAGUGACAAGGAUACACCACCGAAAUUUUUAUGCCUGGAAAUGCUGUUAUAAUUCUCAUUUUUCAGAUUAAAAGAAUUAAUUUAAGUCCAAAAAAGAAAACCUUGAGAGGAGACUUGGGAGGAGACGAUGUAGAAAAAGUCGGGCGUACCCUGGAAAAAUCCUGGCUACGCCCCUGCUAAAGCCCGAAAAAGCAACAGGAGUCUUGAGAAACGUCCUUACCAUCUGUCCGGGGUCGUACUUUCAAGGAAGCGCGAUCAAGGAGUGACAACAGUGGUAAGCGGUCGUUCUGUGAAAUGUAACGCAAUCUUUGACGUUUGAGAUUUUUCCGCGCUUGGAUUUGAAACGUUGUUGUUGAUAUGUUCUCCCGUGUGGAUACUUGACAUUUCCAAUAUAUGGAAACACCAUGCAUGCUAAGGUACGAACAACAGACACUCACAAUAUUGUUUUGUACGCUAAAAUCUGAUUUCAUGGAAGUAAAACGUUUUGAAUUUAAAGACUUUUUUGUUAUAUUAAUGCUUUGCCCUCCCUUUGACAACUUCACGUGACUGGUGUGGUCGUCACUUGUUUCUCCCUUGGCAGGAGUUGACAGCUUAAAUCUGCCUUUCUUGAUAGCAAACGGAUUACAUGUACAUCAGAUCGCUUUAUAAAUACGUCUUGGUUUCUGAAAGCUGAUAACAUUAAACCACUGUUGCUCAAACUGAUUUCUUAUUGUAUUUUUCCGAGUUUUUCUAAUGGGCCCGCUGAGUCUGGAAAGCUCAAAUUUCAGAAAAGUACUACUUGUAAUUUUUGACCUCAGAAAUUUUCUUUUAAGUUGCCCAUAGUUUUGAAAGCAGAUUUUGAAAGAAGAGAUAAUGCUCUUUAACGUGAUAUAAGACUCUUUACUGAAAUCGAGGUACCAGUCGACGAUUUUGGGCUUUGAAAUUUGCCAUUUUUUCAUCGAACGAAAACGUUUAAAAUAUUGAUGAUAUUCAAAAAUCUCCAAAAUAUUACAUUUUCGUUCAAACUGAGUAAAUCAUCACUUAAAAUUUGUACAAUUAUGUACUUUUUUGAAUACGUUAUUCGUUUUUCGCAUUACAAUUGAUUUGAUUUUUAAAACGAUUUUUUUGCGACACAUGGUCUCGGGCCUGUAAAACCCGGUCCGAGAGCCGCGAAACUAAUAAUCCUCCCGUACGUCAAAAAUAAUAAUCGGAUCGAACUAAAAAUUACAUUUAUGUUAAUAGCUUACCUAGUGCUACUUUGUGAAUUUUUUUUGAGAAUUUUCGAUUUUUCACUUUUGUAGACCUCAAAUCGAUAUUUACUGACAUCCGCUCUUAAUAGUCGCGUGUUCAUUAUUCCAGCUCGAAAAGUGUCGUUAUUUCAGUAAAAAGAUCUCAUUAUUCCGCACCACAAAAUGGCACUAAUCCAUUAUUCCAACAACAAAAAAAUUUCCGUCAUUCUUACUCCAUUAUUCCUCUUUACCCCCAAAAUCGAACCAGAUAUGUUCAGUCUUUUAAUAUCAGAAUCAACAGUUAUUUUGUUUUGUUGUUGUUGUUUUUUUCGAACCUGCUACAGGUUGGUGAUCCAAACGAAGACAGUGAUAGUGAACCCACAUUAACAGGACCUGAUCAUGAGUUAGUGGUUGAUACUACUUCACCUCCAGAGGAGAUCAAGAAUCGAGCAGUUCAGUUGAUAAAGGAAAUACAAGAUGAAGAUUUUAAGGCUGAAGAAUCUGUUGUCAGUGUUGAACUGUGGGAUUUUGCUGGACAACACCUGUAUUAUGCAUCCCAUCCUGUAUUUUUAUCAUCACGUGCGCUGUACAUCUUGGUGUGCAACCUCAGCAAGUCACUGCAUGACACAGCCAAGCCCUGUGUGAGGCAAGGGUCUCGUAAUGUUGAGUUGGAAAACCCAAACGGAGAAACAAAUCUUGAGAACUUGUUGUCCUGGCUGUCCACAGUGCAUACCGUCGUACAGCUGAGAAGAGAAACCUGUGAUGAUGUAGAAGAAGAGGUGCCUCAUUUGCGCCCCCCAGUGAUCAUUGUAGGAACCCAUGCAGACAAAUCAUUUGAAGAUAUUGAAACAAUGAAAACAGAAAUCCAGAACGCAAUUGCUGGUAAGGACUAUGAAGGACAUGUGGUGCGGUCUAUCUUUGGCAUUGACAACACGGCGAAAUUACUUCAAAAUAAGAUCAGAAAUGUUUUUAGGAAA
Messenger RNA from Porites evermanni, 15440 nucleotides. The record is from the annotation of a GenBank genome assembly. NCBI's taxonomy places the organism in Eukaryota, Metazoa, Cnidaria, Anthozoa, Scleractinia, Poritidae.